CCCCCCCUUUUUUUUUUGUAUAAUAGAUGGCCACUCGAAGUCGAACCUUAUUAUUUUUACAGUAUAGAAAUUCAUAUGCCAGAACGCAAACAACAUCCCACUUCACUGCAGGUGCUUCAGAAAUGGAAGGACUCAUCGAGAACUCGGAUAGUGUCAUAGAAAUGUCCGUUUUACCUCCACAAUGGGUGGAUAUUGUAGAAGAAGUAGACGAAAGCCUUGGACAAAUCAAAGAUAAAAUUACUAGAUUGGAAACCAUGCAUCGUAAGCACUUAUUACCAGGAUUCGACGAUCGUUCUUCAGAUGAAGCUGCUAUUGAACGACUCACUUCAAAUAUCACGGAUGAAUUUUAUCGAAUCAAACGGGAUAUCCAACGUAUUCAAGCUGACAGUAAAGGUGCCUCAGAACAAGAUCAAUUACUAGCCAAAAAUAUACAGACAAGUCUUGCCACCAAAGUUCAAGAUGUAUCUAGCUCAUUCCGAAAACAGCAAUCCAACUAUUUACAAAAAAUGCAGGGACAAGAAUCAAGGAAAGCUAAUAUAUUAGGAUUAGAAUCAGAUCUUAGCAAUGAAGCUGCCGAAUUAUUACUAGAUGAAGAUGUUCAAGUGGGAUUUACGGAAUCACAGUUGGCUGUUUUGGAAUCAAACAAUGUGAUGAUCGAUCAACGGGAAAGAGAAGUCAAUCAAAUUGCAAAAUCUAUACACCAAUUAGCUGAAAUAUUUCGGGAUCUACAAACAUUAGUGAUUGAUCAAGGUACCAUGCUAGAUCGUAUUGAUUAUAAUAUUGAACAAACUACUGUACAAGUCAAAGAUGCUGUUGUUGAGCUUGAUAAGGGUUCCAAAUAUCAAAGCAAAACAAGGAAACGCAAACUCAUAUUAUUACUUAUACUUAUUAUACUAUUAUUAAUUGUAAUUUUAGUUGUCAAACCCAAAAAACACUAGUCCCUUUAGCCUUACCCAUUCCUCUCACUUCCACUUUAAUAAUACCUAGUCUAUCUACUUGUAUGAUGCCCUCUUCUAUUUUACAUGUAUUUAAGUAAAUAAAACAUAAUAAUAACAACAACAGCAACUGAAAUGG
Molecule: messenger RNA, 1074 nt
Organism: Halteromyces radiatus
Lineage: Eukaryota; Fungi; Mucoromycota; Mucoromycetes; Mucorales; Cunninghamellaceae
Product: t-SNARE
Exons: 7
Coding region: 27-938 (303 amino acids)
Biological process (GO): vesicle-mediated transport; intracellular protein transport; vesicle fusion
Cellular component (GO): endomembrane system; SNARE complex; membrane
Molecular function (GO): SNARE binding; SNAP receptor activity
Source: RefSeq, a predicted model, not a curated record